AUGUGUGAUUGUUACAGGCACUCGGCAGUGGACGUGUCCAGUGCUGCCAAGGAAAAUGAACACUCCCGAUGGACAGACGGAAACAGACUGUCCACCCUGCCGACGGGCGACCGCUCGAACCUGCUUCGCUCGCACGCGGCGAAGUCGGCCGAGUGCGGGCACAGCUCGCCUCGCCCGCGCCGCGUGCCACGCGAGUCGCGCCGCGUGUCGCUCGCGCAGGCGCCUGGCUACGUGCAGCUCAACCAGUACCGGCUGCUGGAGCCUAUUGGACAGGGUUCAUACGGUAUCGUCAAGUUAGCUUACAACGAAGAAGAUGACACACACUACGCAAUGAAAAUCUUGUCAAAAAGGAAGCUGAUGCGGAGAGCGGGGCUCUUCGGGCGGGCGCCCCCGCGCACGCCGGGCCGCGGGCCGCCGCCCGACCCGCUGCAGAGGGUGUACCGGGAAAUAGCCGUGCUCAAGAAGCUGGACCACCCGAACGUUGUGAAGCUAGUGGAGGUUUUGGACGACCCUGCAGAGGACCAGCUGUACUUAGUCUUCCAGCUGCUAGAAGGGGGUCCCGUCAUAGACAUCCCCACCGAAAACCCGCUCAGCGAACUGUUGGCGAGAAAGUACUUCAGGGACGCGCUACUAGGAGUAGAAUAUUUACACUACCAACGCAUCGCUCACCGGGACAUCAAGCCUGCAAACCUGCUCCUCGGCGAGGGCAGGGUGCAAGUGGCAGACCUGGGGGCUUGUGGAGAGCUGGCCGGAGCCGGCAGACUGACUGGGGCUGUGGGCACGCCAGCCUUCAGGGCACCUGAGGCAGCGGCCAACGCCGACAAGUAUAAUGGAGAGGCAGCUGACAUUUGGUCGUUAGGAGUGACGCUAUUCGCGAUGGUGACGGGUAAGGUCCCCUGGGGCGGGCCCACGGCGGCCGAGCUGCAGAGGAGGGUCCUGGACGAGCCGCUGGCGUUCCCGCAGCGGCCGCAGCUGUCGCGGCAGCUGAAGCACCUGCUGGGAAGGAUGCUGGACAAGAACCCGGCAACGAGGGCCAAUAUGCAGCAGAUUAAGGACCACGAAUGGAUAACGAACUCCGGGCAGGAGCCGCUGCCGUCGGAGCAGGAGAACUGUCGGCUCGUGGAAGUCACGGACGAGGACAUGGCGCAGGUCGUCACCUCCAUCCCCAACCUCUCCACGCUCAUACUCAUCAAGACCAUGCUCAAGAAACACAGCUUCCAGAACCCGUUCCUCCGAAGCCGAGAGGGCAGCACAGCACGGCGGGAGUCAGGCAGCGGGCGCGGCGAGCUUGAGAAGUGCGCAGCGAGGCGUGGCCAGCUCGCCAGGGCGGGCAGGUCGCUGUCAGCGCCGGGGAACUACCUCACUGACAGACAACAAUCCUUCGACAUCAACCUGGAGUCGGUGCAGGAGUCCCGGGACCAGAGCCAGGAGGUCCAGAAGGAGAACGGCCCUGAAGACAAACGCGUGCAGUCCGCGCGGUGAUACGCGCCCCCCUGUCGCUCCCUCACCAUGAGGGGGCCAAGUCCCAAGCAUUGCAAGAAGACGAAUCUUCUGAUGACUUAACGACUGCAUAACUUUAAUUUUAAACUUUUGUAUUUGACUGCUCGUCAACGUUGAACAAAUAACGUAACGUUAUUUUGUUCGCUAUUGUAUGGAAUGACAAGCAUUUGCUAAAGCUUAAGCGCCAUCUAAUGGCCAUGCGCAUCUCUAAACAUUGAAUUCAAUAUUUAGUAAUUCGAUUAGAGUAGGCAAUCGGUGCCUACCAACCGAAGAACGAAUAGAUUUGCUAAAAAUGAGUGGCUUGAAUUAGUAAAAAAAUCUCUGAACGCCGCUGGACCUUACUUCAAUCAGAAUUUUUAAGAAUCCAUGUUCUGUAAAGAUCCAAGAAACGAAAAUGAAUUGAGUAAAUUAGUGAGAUAAAAAUAUUGAUAGUGUACUGAAGUACCUUCUUUUUACUGGUGUAUAAAUAUAAUUAUGUUCAUGAAAGUGACUUACAGAACCUUGGGUUUAUUGACUUAACUGGGUGCCUAAACGACACUCGACUUA
Messenger RNA from Ostrinia furnacalis (Asian corn borer), 2046 nucleotides. Its product is annotated as calcium/calmodulin-dependent protein kinase kinase 2. NCBI's taxonomy places the organism in Eukaryota, Metazoa, Arthropoda, Insecta, Lepidoptera, Crambidae. Gene Ontology annotation, cellular component: cytoplasm. The record is from RefSeq and is a predicted model, not a curated record. Gene Ontology annotation, molecular function: calcium/calmodulin-dependent protein kinase activity; calmodulin binding; ATP binding. The transcript is spliced from 10 exons. Gene Ontology annotation, biological process: intracellular signal transduction; protein phosphorylation. The coding region runs from base 1 to 1482 and encodes 493 amino acids.